Messenger RNA from Salvia miltiorrhiza (redroot sage), 492 nucleotides. Its product is annotated as UPF0057 membrane protein At2g24040-like. Gene Ontology annotation, cellular component: membrane. The transcript has 2 exons. Bases 156 to 368 code for a protein of 70 amino acids. The record is from RefSeq and is a predicted model, not a curated record. Lineage: Eukaryota; Viridiplantae; Streptophyta; Magnoliopsida; Lamiales; Lamiaceae.
AAUUAAUUUGGAAACAAUCAGACCCUAUCGCUUCCAACCAUAUUGCUUUGCCUCCAAUCAGCCAAUCGCUCUCAACGGACACUGCCGGUAAAUCAAGCAGAUCUCUCUCUCUAAACUGAUAGCUUUUGGGGAUUGAUAGAGAUUCAGAAAAGAAAAUGUCUUGCUGUAUAAUCUUCUGCGAGAUCUUACUUGCAAUCUUGCUUCCCCCUCUCGGUGUUUGCCUCCGCCAUGGCUGCUGCACGGUGGAGUUCUUCAUUUGCUUGGUGUUGACUAUUUUGGGGUACAUACCUGGGAUUAUCUACGCUCUCUACGCGAUUGCUUGCCUUGAUCCUGAUAGGUUCCGUGAAGAGUACUAUGUGCUAGCAUAAUUUACCUUGGUGUUAAUUUCCUCGAUAAUUCUGUAUGUUACGUGAUAAAUUGUUUAACUUCAAUGUUAAUUAUGUGAAAUUUUUUUAUGUGAAUUGAUUAAUGAAGAUCGAAUUUUUGUUGGUU